Molecule: messenger RNA, 333 nt
Organism: Amoebophrya sp. A120
Lineage: Eukaryota; Dinophyceae; Syndiniales; Amoebophryaceae
Source: the annotation of a GenBank genome assembly
AUGGAUAAGCUCAAACAUGACGCACGCCAUCAACAGGAUCGCGACGGCGUGGCGGCUCUGCGCCUGGGCGCGUGCGUUGUGUAUUGCAAUGCCACGGCGAACCAUUUGGGGCCGUGCAGCUGCAGUUCCGAGCAUCUGGGGAGUUUCCUGAUCGACGGGCUGGCCUUCCCGGAGUCCUGCGAAGUCGGGCCGCCCCCGCCCCAUUGUGCGCAAAAGCAUAACGGGGCGCAGGUCGGCCGGCCCCGUCUGCUAUUGAUCACCGGCGCGGCGGAAGGUUUGCGCGCCGCCGCCAAAGGCUGUGGGCCGCGGGGCGCGGGGGGAUGCCCCUCUUGU